AUGGUAGGUAAACGCAAGGCUACAAUUGAUGAUUGGGAUCGACACAGCACUUUUGAAUUACCCAUAUUCAUAGCAAAACAAGCAACAUAUGAAUUUACUACUCGAGCUCUUAAGCAUAUCUCAGGUGUGAAAAGAAAUAUUCUUGGCUAUAUUCUUCACCAUGUAUCUGAAUGUUUUGGAAUUGGAAUGCACGGCUCCUAUUCUUCGCAGCAUCAUGCUUUCUCACAUAAGUGA
Molecule: messenger RNA, 234 nt
Organism: Ambispora gerdemannii
Lineage: Eukaryota; Fungi; Glomeromycota; Glomeromycetes; Archaeosporales; Ambisporaceae
Source: the annotation of a GenBank genome assembly